Molecule: messenger RNA, 5817 nt
Organism: Mugil cephalus (flathead mullet)
Lineage: Eukaryota; Metazoa; Chordata; Actinopteri; Mugiliformes; Mugilidae
Gene: adamts15b
Product: A disintegrin and metalloproteinase with thrombospondin motifs 15
Exons: 8
Coding region: 381-3242 (953 amino acids)
Biological process (GO): proteolysis; extracellular matrix organization
Molecular function (GO): zinc ion binding; metalloendopeptidase activity
Source: RefSeq, a predicted model, not a curated record
GGAUGGUGAUGCUCCAGCUCCGGCCGCACAUGCUGUACAGCAACAAUAAUAUUUGGAGAGUUACAAGUGGCUGCGGCGUGCAACACAAACGCAAAGGCAGGACCAAUGAGGUCCAUCUUGCUCACGUACUCCGAUUUCAGAUGACACUGAUCGUCGGUGUUCGUGCGAGACUUUAAAGCUCGGCACCUCAGUGAAGUUGGUGUCCAGAGUGGAAACGCUGCAGGAUGGGAAAGGAGCGAGAAGGAGUCUCGGGCGCAUUAUACCAAGUUGCAUUUUGAGGACGCGCAAGCGGAGCUCAAUGCCAUUGCGCACAACUUCUUACUGCAUGCAAACCCACCGCAGCUGAAUUACAAAGAGGACUGUCUUGGGCAGGAGGAGAGAUGGCUAUACAUAUUAGUUAUUUGGUCGUUUCUAUGCAACUCAUGCUUUAUUUGAAGAUAACAUAUUCCAUGGAGGUAGAUUUCUGCAUACCUGUUCGCAUGGAUCAUAAAGCGCACGAGAAGCACCCGCAUCGGCGCGCGGAGCAGAUGAAUGAAAGACAGAUUGUCUUUAGACUCGGUGCGUUCAAACAGGAAUUUUACCUCCAUCUACGGCCGGAUUCUAGUUUCCUUGCUGCUGGCAGCGUGCCGCCUGGGAGCUACUCCGCAGCAUCCGACGCUUCUGCAGCCACUGACCUCAGGGAAUGCUUUUACUCCGGUGAUGUGAACGAGGACCCGGGUUCCUUCGCCGCGCUUAGCUUGUGUAAAGGACUGCAGGGGGGGUUCUCCUAUAACGGCAUGGAGUAUUUCAUCAGCCAAGCCAGGACUGAAGACGCAGCAGCAGCCGCCUCUGGAUACGGAAACUCUUUCGAGAGAACACAUGUUAUCCGCAGACGGGCGGCGCACUCGGGCGGCAACUUCACCAGCAGGUGUGGAGUUACACCUGACACCAAUUUCACCGUUUCCUUGGAGAAAUACAAGUACAUGAGCGAACUGGAGAUUGACAGCUUAACUGAAACCGUGCUAAGAUCCUUGGGGAGGUCCAAAAGGUUUGCCUCCAUCCCCAGGUUUGUGGAGGUGCUGGUGGUGGCAGAUGAAUCUAUGGCUAAAUUUCACGGGGAUGACCUGAAGCACUACCUCCUGACCCUGAUGUCAGUAGCAGCCAGGCUUUACAAGCACCCCAGCAUUCUCAACGCCAUUAACAUAGUGGUGGUGGGCUUCAUGGUGAUAAAUGAAGCUGACAAGGGACCUAAGGUUUCCAGUAACGCUGCCCUGACUCUGCGCAACUUCUGCUCUUGGCAGAAGAAGUUGAAUAAACACAGUGACAAGCAGCCAGAGUACUGGGACACGGCCAUACUGUUCACCAAACAGGACCUUUGCGGCGCCACGACUUGCGACACCCUGGGCAUGGCUGACGUGGGGACCAUGUGCGACCCGAAGAGGAGCUGCUCUGUCAUUGAGGAUGACGGCUUACCUUCUGCUUUCACGACUGCCCAUGAACUUGGUCACGUCUUCAACAUGCCCCACGACAAUGUGAAGGCAUGCGAGGAGGUAUUCGGGAAACUAAAGGACAACCACAUGAUGUCUCCCACGCUAAUUCAGAUAGACAGGAGUCGACCUUGGUCCGUGUGCAGCGCAGCCAUCAUUACAGAGUUCCUGGACAGAGGUCAUGGAGACUGUCUCCUGGACCAGCCUCAGAACCAGCUGUCUCUCCCAGACAACCUGCCUGGCACCAGCUACAGCCUGCACCGUCAGUGCGAGCUCGCCUUUGGCGCCGGCUCUAAACCAUGCCCCUAUAUGCAGCCGUGCUCCAAGCUGUGGUGCACUGGGAAGGCACGUGGGCAGCUGGUCUGCCAAACCCGACACUUCCCCUGGGCAGACGGCACGAGCUGUGGCAACGCCAAGGUCUGCUACCGAGGUGCCUGUGCUGAUAAGAACAGCACCGUGCACGUUAAGGUGGAUGGCCGUUGGGGGAGGUGGGGUCCGUUUGGAGACUGUUCCAGAAGUUGUGGUGGGGGAGUUCAACUAGCCAAGAGAGAGUGUGACAACCCUAUUCCUGAAAAUGGAGGCAAAUAUUGCUACGGCCUUCGGAUAAAAUAUCGCUCCUGUAACCUCAACUCUUGUCUUGAAACUGGUAAAAGUUUCCGAGAGGAGCAGUGUGAGUCGUUCAACGGCUUGAACCUCAAUACCAACAGGCUGGGCUCCUCCGUGGUUUGGGUUCCCAAAUAUUCAGGCAUUUCGCCGAAGGACAAAUGCAAGCUCAUCUGCCGUGCUAACGGGACAGGCUAUUUCCACGUCCUUGCUCCAAAGGUUGUGGAUGGGACGCCCUGCUCUCCCGAUACCUCCGCUGUGUGUGUUCAGGGGAAAUGCAUAAAGGCAGGCUGUGACGGCAAGCUGGACUCUAACAAGAAAUUCGACAAGUGUGGUGUGUGUGGCGGGGACAACCAGGGCUGUAAGAAGGUCUCGGGAAUGUUCACCAAACCUGUUCAUGGCUACAACUUUGUGGUGAUGCUGCCUAUUGGAGCGGCUAACGUUGACAUCCGUCAGCGUGGCUACCGAGGGAUGGUGAGUGAUGAAAACUACUUGGCUGUGAAGAAUCGCCAUGGCAAGUACCUCCUGAAUGGAAACUACGUGGUGUCAGCAGUGGAGCGCGACCUGCUGGUGAAGGGCAGCCUGCUGCGCUACAGUGGAACCUCCACAUCUGUGGAGAUUCUUCAGGCCACCAGACCCCUGCAAGAAACUCUUACCGUGGAGGUGCUCUCUGUAGGAAAGAUGACUCCUCCCAGGGUGCGCUACUCCUUCUACAUCUCCAAGGAGAGCAAAGAGGUGAAGACUCUGCGAAAAGAGGAGAAAAGUCACAAAACGCAAAACAGUGUCUUGGCUGAUAGCAAUAAAGUAGAAGCCAAGAAGCUGGUAAUGGGUAAGAAGCUGGUCAGUCACUGGGUGACUGGAGGAUGGGAUUCGUGCACUGUGACUUGUGGGAACGGUCUUCAAAAGAGGGUGGUGCAGUGCCAGAGCAUGGAGGGACGCCCUGCAACAGACUGUGACAAUACUGACAAGCCUGUAACAGUGAGAGCAUGUGGGGAUCCAUGUCCAAUAUGGGAUGUUGGGACCUGGUCUCACUGCUCUAAGUCCUGUGGGAGGGGUUUUAAAAGACGAUCAGUGCGCUGCAUGACUGACAAUGGUCUGAGUCUGCCCAGGGAGCACUGCUCUGGACGGAGGAAGCCUCAGGAACUGGACCUGUGCAACCUGAAGCCGUGUUAAAAACAGAACUGACACAGUCUGGGGAUUUGUUUUCUGCUACUCAAAAUUAACAUUUGACCUGAACCCUAACCCAAAUCUGCAUAGUAGUGAAUUUAUUGCUGUGCCGGUUGCACAGCAACUCAAACUCAGUCUUACUGCGACUGAAGAGGCAUCUGCUAAACCGAAGAAAGACGGCGGAGACGGAAGAGGUCUUCCUCCAUUGUCUGAAAGGACAGAGAUUUGUUUACAUGAGAGAAAAGAAGGAAACCAUGUAAACUGUCAAACCAACAGUGGCAGGUUUGACUUGUUGUCUACCUCUACCAGGACUGGUGAAACAAAUGCCUGUGUAUAUACAAAAAGCCCUUUUCAGAAUCUGAAUAUGUAACGUCGCUACUUUGUCAAGCCGUCAAAAAUUUUCCUUACAACUUUAUUCAGGCAUGCAGGCACUGCUGUGUUAAGCAGAUGAGAUCUGGCCUGUAACACACAAGGCUGCACAAUACAAGAAGAAGCAAUGCCCCCCCCCCAGUUAUAUUAAAUGCCUUGUUAUCUUGUCCCAUGCAUAUCCGGAUAUGACCGACAAAUCUUCUUGCCUCGAGACAAGACUGGAGAGUAACAGAGGACAAAGAGGCAGAGACAGUGAUCACACAAACAUACUUUUCUGAUAUAAUGGUAAAGGAUUUUUUAAAAGCAGUUCUCAUGCUGUGCUGUGUUGUGCAUAUAUCUCAUCUGUGAACUGAUAUUGCAGUCAUUUCACGAAGGAACUGAUAAAAAAGUGAAACAGUCCUGUGUCUGGCACAUUCAAGGUAGUUUCUACGUUACAUUUCUUUCUUCAUUUUGUGCUACUGGUUUUUUUGUGGUCUGACAUUAAAAAAUCUAACUCAGCACUCAAUGACAAAAGUUGUCAGAUCAGCAUUUUAUCCUUCCAAAAAGACAGUCGACAAUAAUUUCCUGCGCACUUGAUACAGACGAAUUUGAUUAAAAUCAAAGAAUUCUUUCAACUUUCAACUGGCCAAAAAUGUAGAAAUAUUUUUUUGUCAGAGCUAAUCUGUUGGCAUAUUCCUUACAGUGAAUGUUGUCUGUUUGUACUGUGCGAUGCAGCUGCAAUGUGCCUGCAUCUCUUAAUGUAAAUCAAACCAACCAAUGCUAGCAGUUUCUUCUAUGUUGCCAAAGAGUUAAAAUCUUCCACAAAGCCUUAGACACUUCUCUCACAGACACGUGACUUCCACAAAAUACACUUUACCUCCCUGUCAUUUCUACUUCUACUUCUUCUUCCCAUUUAAAACCAACUAAGGCUUAUGUCCAUGCUGUAACAAGUUGUAGUGAUUUAGCCAGACAACAAAACCAAAAUCAUCCUGAUGUGUUGAAUUUUAAAAACAAUAUUUUGCAGGUUUGUAGUUUCCUCCUUAUGUUGGUUUUCAAUAUAACUCUCCAAAACUGUACCUGCAGUAUCGCUUCCCCAGAAGUUUUAGUUCCACAGAAUAUCUGGGAACUUUACAAGUAACAACUUCAACCAUGGUUCAAAGCCUACUGAAGAUUACAGAAAUCAAAAGAAGUCAAAAGUGACAAGUGCCAUACUGUAAUUCUUGUGCAAUCCAAACUAAACAAUCUCUAAAUUAGAGCUUCUCAUUGUGGAUUGCUGUCUCAAAUUUCAUACUGAAUGUUUUCCUUUCCCUAACCUAACCAGGCAGAGGCUUCAUGGUCAGUUCUGCUGUCAUUCGAUUCCUUCUUUAGCUCCAUGAUGUUGUGUGGAAGCACAAUGAACAAACACAACAUAAACUUGGUGGCUGUUGCAUUUUUUGUUGUUGUACUCAACUGCAAUCUGUUGUGUGUAUCUAGUGAUCUGGGUGCCAAGCUGCUGCAUAAAAGAGCUGUUCGGGGACUAAAUAGAAUAGACCCACACAAAAAGUCCACUACUUUUACAGACGUUUUGGAAGGUUCCUGUCAACAGCUACAGCCUAAAAGUCUAAACAGCGGACUUGUACAUGCUACUGCACACACUACAAUUACAUCCAUACGUACUUGUUCUAAUAAAUGAUGACAAUACCCUGGCUGCUUUCAUUAUAGCUGAACACCAUGAACAGUGCAAACAAAUUUCAGAGUCUUUGCAGAUGUGAGAACCGUUGAAAUUGUGAAAAAUUGUACAUAAAUAUGUAUAGAAAAUCACACUGAAAAAUAUUUUUCAGAUGAUUUCACUGAUUACCAUUCAGCUGCAUCAUGCAACAACAGAAACUGUAUUAAACAUUUGGUAUAAAAGUCCAGUGUUGACAUCAUACUAUACAUGCAGAGACAAAGUAACAACUGUAAUGGGUCAAACAUCAUAUAACAGUCAUGUAUUUGAAGGUUGCAUUGUCCUUUAGGGGAACAGUCCCAACAUGUCCUUCCAACAACAACAACAACAACAAAGUAAUAAUUUUCACUUUUGUCUUUUUGUUCAGAGGGACCAGUUACACCAUCUAAAAGGUGGAAAUGUAGUUAUUUCUUCCUGUCACUUCAUGUACAGAUAAUGUUAUUUUUAUCAGUUGUCUUAUGUAUUGUAUACUAUGUAUACAUUCAUCUAGCUGUAUAAAAUGAAAUAAAAAUAUACAGUAUAUAUGAA